This is a messenger RNA of Candoia aspera, 2464 nucleotides long. RefSeq names its product branched chain amino acid transaminase 2 (gene BCAT2). The transcript is spliced from 12 exons. Gene Ontology annotation, cellular component: mitochondrion. Bases 708 to 1967 code for a protein of 419 amino acids. Gene Ontology annotation, biological process: L-valine biosynthetic process; L-leucine biosynthetic process. NCBI's taxonomy places the organism in Eukaryota, Metazoa, Chordata, Lepidosauria, Squamata, Candoiidae. The record is from RefSeq and is a predicted model, not a curated record. Gene Ontology annotation, molecular function: branched-chain-amino-acid:2-oxoglutarate transaminase activity.
CUCCACCCCAAUGCCUUGCACAGGGUGGUGGUGGUAAAUCUCUUCCAUUUCUGGUGAUCUUUUUAGAUGGAGAUACAGGAAAUUGAGUAAUAGUGGUAGUGCUUUUUAAGAGUAAAUGCUUGAUUUUUACAAGAGCUCAGUGUGCAGUACACCAGAGGUGAGGAACCUGUAGCCCUCCAGAUAUUGCUGGAAUCCAUCCCUGCACCCUUUAUCAUCCUGGAUAGAACUUCUAAGAAUUACAGUUUUCAGUAUGGGGAGGGCCACUGGCUCAUCACUCCUGCAUUACUCUGGCUGGCUGUUCACCUCUGAAUUGGGACUCUCUUUUAAAGCUGAAGAACAAAACUUGGGGCUGAAGGAGCAUCUCUUCUGAUCCCAAUGUGUCCAUGUCUUCAAUCUUCACUUGAGGCCCUUCCCCAAAUGCUCUUGCUAGGAGAAGAAUGCUUUGUGCUAUCUAUGAUGGUGCUCCAAAGUGAGGAUUGUCAGACACCAAUCUGAGGAUAAUUUGGGCACCAUCUUAAAAUGAAACACUUCUGGCCCAGGCAGUGGUGUUUGUCUUCAGUUUUUAUUAUUAAAGGGUCACUGCUGUCUUUUAGAUUGUUCAGCUGUUGCCAAAAUGUUGCUGCUUAAUUGCCUUAUUAUGUUUUGCUAGGUUUGUGCCCAGGCUGUAUUGUUCUCAGAAGUGACUGGAUGAAGGGAGAUCGGGGAAUAUGUUAAAUCAGAGGGGAUGGGAUCCUAUGAAUGGGAAGAGCUCCUCAGUUAUCUUAAUCAACAAACACAUCAAGAGGGACAUCUGCACAUCUAAAAUAGGCAUUUUUCAGGUUUUGAGAGGAAAAGCUGGAAAUGUUCUACUUCUUGUUCCUCGGAGAUUUUUAAGUACCACAUUCAAGGCCUCAGAUCUCCAGAUUGAACUGAGCAAGCAUCUAAAGCCCAAACCAGAUUCCAGCAAGCUGGUCUUUGGGAAGAAUUUCACUGACCAUAUGUUCACUGUGGAGUGGAAUAAUGAAAAAGGUUGGGGAAAGCCACACAUCAAGCCUUUCCAGAAUCUCUCUUUGCACCCAGCCUCUUCAGCCCUGCAUUAUUCAGUGGAGCUUUUUGAAGGAAUGAAAGCUUUCCGGGGCUCUGAUGAGCGUAUCUGGCUUUUUCGUCCCAUGCUGAACAUGGAUCGCAUGUUACGAUCCUCUCGCCGAGCUUGCUUGCCUGACUUUGAUCGGUCUGAAUUACUUGAGUGCAUCCGGCAGCUGAUCCGGGUGGACCAAGACUGGGUCCCACACUCCGACACGGCCAGUCUCUACAUCCGCCCCAUCUUCAUUGGCACUGAGCCUUCUUUGGGGGUCUCCAUUUCCAAUCAUGCACUGCUCUUUGUGAUCUUGGGCCCUGUGGGCCCUUAUUUUACCACUGGCAGCUUCAGUCCUGUUUCCCUCCUGGCUGAUCCCCAAUUUGUCCGUGCCUGGAUGGGCGGCGUUGGCAAUUGCAAAGUAGGCGGCAACUAUGGCCCCACCAUCUACGUGCAAGCAGAGGCCGCCAAACUGGGUUGUCAGCAGGUUUUGUGGCUCUAUGGAGAUGACCACCAAAUCACUGAAGUUGGGACCAUGAAUAUUUUCAUGUUUUGGAAGGACCAACAGGGAGAUACGGAGCUGGUCACCCCUCCACUUAAUGGAAUCAUCUUGCCUGGUGUGAUACGGCAAAGCCUUCUUGAUUUGGCCCGCAAAUGGGGGGAAUUCAAGGUUUCUGAGAAAGUAAUCACAAUGUCUGACCUGAUUAAAGGCUUGGAAGAGAAGAGAGUGAAGGAAGUCUUUGGCUCAGGCACAGCCUGCGUUGUGUGUCCUGUGGACAGAAUUCUCUAUCAGGGCAAGGAUUAUCAUAUCCCCACAAUGGAAAAUGGUCCUGAGAUUGCAAAACGAUUUCUGAAGGAGCUGACAGAUAUUCAGUAUGGACGCAUCGCCAGUGACUGGGUCCAGGCAGUCUGAUGAAGACUACUUCUCCUGCUCCUGUUCGGCUUCUCUCUUUACCACAGUUGUAUUUAUAAUAGGGUUCUAUAGCUUUUCCAAUUUUGCCUUCCAUUUUGUCAGAGUUUGGAUGGACUGCCUGCCUGGCUUGAGAGAACCACAGUUUCCCAAAACAUUUUAUGGCUGUGAAACACACUCCACAACGGGAAGGCCCCGGGCUCAGAAGAAUACCAGAUAAACCUCUUUGUGAUGGAAAUGAAGCAUCGAGUGUCAAGUGGCUUCCUCUGCUUCUCUCUCUCAGCUCCAAAACUCAGCUGCUUUUUGCUUUCAUGUGCAAUAUUGAGAGAGAGUGGGAGAAAAAGAGGGAAUCUGAAUGUGGGGUGUCUGCAGAGCUCUUAUACUCCAUGUGCAUGUUUGCCUUUUUAAAAAAAAAAUAGUUGCUUGGAUUCAUGUAGAAACACGUGUAAAAAAAAUGUAAUCUAAAUCAUAUUGCUCUUAUAAAAGUUUUCAUUUUGGUA